Molecule: messenger RNA, 2701 nt
Organism: Haplochromis burtoni (Burton's mouthbrooder)
Lineage: Eukaryota; Metazoa; Chordata; Actinopteri; Cichliformes; Cichlidae
Gene: marveld1
Product: MARVEL domain containing 1
Exons: 1
Coding region: 1464-1949 (161 amino acids)
Biological process (GO): myelination
Cellular component (GO): membrane
Molecular function (GO): structural constituent of myelin sheath
Source: RefSeq, a predicted model, not a curated record
CCCAAACGUCACUGACUUCUCCUUUCAUUCCCCUAGCUGCGUUUACUGUUUGCAUAACAAACAGCUGCGGAUCACUGGUGCAGACAACCUACCGGGUCGCUUUCAAAAUGAACGCUUCUAGAAAAAGUUCAGUUGAUCCUUGAAAUAACCUUGUUUUUAAAAAAAUAAAAUAAAAUAAAGCAACAUGCAUGCAGAGAAUAAAAAGUAAUAGCCCUAAUCCGCGCUGUGUUCGCUGCCCUGUGGGCAAAAGGCAGCAAACAAGAAUCUCAUGAGAGUCAUGUGGACAAUAAAAAAGCUUCUGCUUACCUGGAGAUGACACCGAAAUGUUCACUUUUCUUCUAUCGCAUCUCUCUCUUUCUCUGCUUUGUAUUCAUCGGUGUGCCUAUUCCACUCAAAACUACUCCAGCCGCUGCAGGACCGGGUUUGCCCAGCCUCCGCGAUCAUUAAGUGUCCUCGGUCUGGCUGUCAAUCACAAAUAAGAUCUGAAGUAUAUUCUACUCCAGCCUGUCUGGGCUUGGUCAACGUUUUCGCUCCACCAAUACCCGCUUUAACUGGGUGGGACAUGUCAUUGGUCCCGCCUAUUGGCCACGUAGGGCGUGCGCACUGAAAUCCAUUGACGUCAAUGAGCCUGGCUGGCACGAGAAGCAUCUGUCAAUUAUGCGAGAAAGAAGCAACAUGUGAUAAUCCUGCGCCUUACACACGUAAACACAGUGACGCAGGGGGCUCAUAAACACUGGUGCUGUACGAACAGACGGUGUAUUAUCAUGGCAUGUCAGAGCGGAAAGGCAAAGUGGAGAACAAUGCCACAUCUUAAUAAUAAAGAAGAAAAAUAAGCGCUUCCCGCUGGUUACCUAUUAAACAAGGGCUUGGCACAACGGGUAGCCUAUAUUUUGAUCUGGCAGAUUUUAGACCGGAUGCCCUUCCUGACGCAAUCCCAAAGGGAUGUGUGUCUCCUCCUGGAAUCGAGGCAUGGAUUUUUCAGCCGAAAGAAACUAAAGUUUCUUGGCUCUAAAGGUGAAGCGUCGAGGUUUGAUGUUUGUACAUGCAUGUUAUACAUUCCGUCACACUGGUAUAUAAAAAGGGGAACUACACGAGGAAUCUAGCAGCGGAUGGGUGAAGUGUUCGUUCAGUCCAGCAGAGGAGGAGCAGGCUUUGAAUUACAGGCCACCCCCUAUCCAUCUCCCAGCCCCCCUACACAGAUGCAACAUUCAACGGAGGAAAAACGGAAAAGACGAAACACACAAGAAGGUUUAUCAUUUCAAAACUCCGGAGCUGUGGAAAGAACAGAGAGUUCCUUUUAACCCCACACUCACCCGCUUUUGUCCCACCAGAAGCCCGGCCCUCCAGGCCUUUUAUUUUCACACUUUGCCCAUCUUUUCCCCAGCUGUUUGCAGCUGGCAAAAAAGCACCCGCCCUGUUCGGGAAAAAGUGGACCGAGAGUGACCGGAGGAGGAGAGAGAACGAUGCCACCCGAACCUCCCCAGCCGCAGGUGAGGGGGAACAUCCUGAAGUUCCUCAGGAGUUUUAUGGGAAUUACGCGGAUCCUGCAGAUCGUGUUCGGAGCCUGCCUGUGGGUAACCAUCGCCGCCAACAAAUACGGGGGGUCUAUCCACUUCGUGCUGUUCGUCGCUGUCUUCUUUUGGCUCCUCACCCUGGCCCUUUUCUUCCUCACCCUGCUGGACAAGCAGGACCUCGUGCCUUUGCUGGGAGGGGAUCGCUGGUCGUGCACCAACCUGGCGCACGACGUGGUCGCCGCGGUGCUCUACCUGCCGGCCAUUGGCGUCAUGAUCCACAAUACCAAUCGAAACUCAUUCUGCAACUUGCCUCAGUACAUCCAUCCAUGUCUGUACAAAGUCUACCUGACAGCCGCUGUGUUCGCCUGCUUCUGCUGGCUGGCUUACCUCCUGUCCGUUAUUUUUGGAGCGUGCAGAAAGUGUCAAAGAGGGUGAAAUGUUGAGCAGCGUGGAAGCUUAAGGGUGGUCAUGGCAAGAUGAGGAAUAGUUAACGUCACUGUAAUUUCACUCAGCGGUUACUCUAAUCUCUGUUUUCUCCUCUCUCUUAACAAUCCACGGUGGUGGUGAAACAGGAUCGGCCACCGUUUUCUCGGUGUGUGUUUGAUGGUUACUAACAUGAAAGAGACCUGUUGGUAUGGUGGCUAAGUGCCGUGUAUUGUCUCCUUGUUAAACUCAACAAUAGCCUAUGUAGUUAUGAAGACUCUUAUAAUAUUAAUAAUGUAUGGACUUGUUAUUGUGGCCUAGCAGUAUAUUUAGUGGUAACAGUGAAAUGGCCUUAACAUAGCCUACAUUUUGCAGAUUACUAUUGAUACUGGUUAACAGUCCACCUUAAACUUUUUUUAAAUAGAAUUGCUACAGUUGUUUUAACAGGGGUUUAUUUUCAUUACCUUUUUAAAUAUAUUUUUAUGUUUACUUAUUUUUUACUAAAAGGUUGGACUGAAAAAUCAGUUUGUUUGUUUGUUUGUUUGUUUGUUUGUUUGUUUGUUUGUUUGUUUGUUUGUUUGUUUAAAUCAGUGCCUUCUGUCCGAAUGCUGUAUACUCAACAACAAGGUGAUAACAACAACUCCACAACACAGAUGUGACUGGUGCUACAGUGUGUAUGCUGAACAAAAACCUUUAUCAACAGUUCAUUGUGUAAAAAUCCAAAGAGCAAAAAAUAGGCUUUUAUAAUAAAGACUAGUCAGUCA